AUGAGCAGCAAUAAUGGCAAUGACCAGGAGCCAAGAGCAACGCCAGCAGCAGCAGCGGCCACAUCAGCCGGAGCGGAAGCCCAUACCGCUCCAACCGGAAACGGAACCCGGUUAUCCCGACCUGCCACUGCACCGGCUAGCAGCAGCAGCAGCAACAAUAACAACAACAAUAAUGCAAACAGCAACAGCACCAGCUUGUACAGGGUCAACCUGAGCAACCUUAACAAUAAUGGCCACCUGCCGCAGGCCAGCAACAAUAAUCACCAUGAGAGCAGCACCACCAGCCACAGCACCACCUUGGUGGUUAACACGGGUAGCAUGGUCUCAGCACAGGCAACUCCUGCCGCAACAGGAGCCACUGGCAGCAGCAGCAGUAACAACAACCACAUCUAUGUGAAUCCACACAGCUAUGACAGCAGCACCAACGGCAGUGCCAGUGGCUCCACAGCAGUGAUGUUGCCACUGCCACAAAAAGCAACAACAUCGGCAGCAGGAGCAACAUCAGGAGCAGCAGCAGCAGUAGCAACAUCAGCAGCAGAUACCCUAAGCAGCACAGGUGCCAUAAGUCGAAUGACCGGAACAGGAACCCUGAAUGGAACUCUGACAGGAACCGGAAAUGGAACCUCUACCUCCACCACACUGAGCACCCUAAACACAUAUCUAUUUCCCUGCGGCGCCGAUUCCGCCAGCAGCUGUGAUCUGGACAGCAACUUUAGCCAGAUGCUGGGCGGCGGUAGUGAGGGAACUGGUACGGGCACGGGCAGUUCCCUCAGCCAGACAACCUCAACGGCCCCGGCGGGACUCGGUCUGGGUGUCCAGCUGGGAUUGGGCUUCAUCAAUAGCCGGCGGCGCAUACGCCGUUUGUUUGGUGUGGGCGAAAUGCCCACAAAUGUGACCGCCACCCCAUCGACGCCUUAUGCGGCAGCUCUGAGGAGACGCAGCUCCCAGCUGAUGCAACUGACCAAGAAGCGAGAGAAGGAGCUGGAAGAUCUAGAGCAGCAGCAGAGGAUAGCCACAGUGGCAUCGGCGAAUGCAGCCUUUUUGGAACGCAGAGAGCAGCAGCAGUUGCAGCAGCAGCAGCAGCAGCAGUUGCAGCAGCAACAGCAAAUGCAGCAGCAACAACAGCACCUGCAGUUCGUCAACUUUAAUCCUCUGCAGCCGGAGAUGCAGAAGAAAAAGAAAAAGAAGCCACCAGGACCACCGGCACAGGCACGUCAACAAUCGUCCCGCACCAUGGAUGAUCCAUUGAUGAAUCGUCCCAGGAAGAGCACGCCCGCCCAGCAGAAGAAGAAGGAGAAGCAGCCAGAGAAUCCCUAUGAGAAGUACCCAACAUCACAAAACCAAAUCCAGCACCCGCAGCUCUUAAGCCACUUAAGCCUCACAAAGAAAAAGAAUUUUAAAAAAUGA
Messenger RNA from Drosophila kikkawai, 1407 nucleotides. RefSeq lists its product as uncharacterized. Lineage: Eukaryota; Metazoa; Arthropoda; Insecta; Diptera; Drosophilidae. The record is from RefSeq and is a predicted model, not a curated record.